This is a messenger RNA of Brassica oleracea var. oleracea, 480 nucleotides long. The record is from the annotation of a RefSeq genome assembly. Lineage: Eukaryota; Viridiplantae; Streptophyta; Magnoliopsida; Brassicales; Brassicaceae.
AUGGUAGCUUCUGAUUCACGGCCAAUGAGACUCCGCUUGCGAGCUGAACUCUUUUUGGCAUCAUUCGCAGUGAGAGAAGAGAGCAUACGCAGUGAAGAAGGGGGUGGAGCUUAUAUUUCAAAGUAUAUUAAAGGUAUUCUAAAAUCAAGAUUAUCCCGACGUGAGCAGUCACGCUGGAAUAUAAUAGAUGAUACAACUUCUAUGGCUUUCUUUGAAGAAUUUUCGUCUCUUAAUCCAGUUUUUCAUACUUUCUUAUUUUACGGGAGGCUACCCUCUCCUUUUAGUCGAGUAAGAAAUACCUCUCCUCAUCUCUCUAUCCAUAAAAAAGCCCUUCCCAGAGGAGAGCGGAAGCUCCAGGAUGAGUAUGCCCUGGAUUCCCGGAUUCAUUCUCGUCCUGAUCCACUCUGGAAUUUUCGGAAUCUACAAAAACAUUCUAGGAAAGGGCUCGUAAUGAUCUUCUCAAAGAUCACAAGGUGCUGA